This is a messenger RNA of Hansenula ciferrii, 2259 nucleotides long. RefSeq lists its product as uncharacterized. The transcript has a single exon. The record is from RefSeq and is a predicted model, not a curated record. NCBI's taxonomy places the organism in Eukaryota, Fungi, Ascomycota, Saccharomycetes, Phaffomycetales, Wickerhamomycetaceae. Bases 1 to 2259 code for a protein of 752 amino acids.
AUGCUUAGAUGUAUCAUACGAGGUGCUCCUCAAUGUUCUAAAACAAUCACAAGAAGACCAAUAGUCCAUGAUUAUCAUGUUAUACGACGCGUGAAUACUGACCUAAGAUUACAAAAAUUUCAAAGUACAUCAACAACAAGUGCAGAAUCAGAAAUCAUAUCAAAUGUGGAAGAAAUCCAACCAGAAACCCAGCACAAGAGACCACAAUUGCCAACUUUAGAAGAAUUGAAUGACUAUCAAAUAUAUAAGAUUCUCAAUCAAAUACCAUCGAAAAACCUUGAUGAAAAUAUCGAAACUUUUGCAUUAUUAGGUGAGGCUCAUUUAGAAAAGGAAAUUAUCAAGAUAUUAUAUGAAUUAGAUGUCGAUAAAGAUAAAUUGGAUAAAUUUAAUGACAAAAUUAAACAAAUUCUUGUUUAUUGGAUAUUCCCAUUUGAUAUUCUUGUGAAUUUGAAGAAAAAUUAUGAACGUGUUAAUAAUUAUGGUAGUCAAGAUAAUUUUGAAAUUCAAGAAGAUAGUUUCAAGAUUGAUGAUUCAAAUAAAGUAUUAAAAGCAUAUUUUGGUAUGUUGUAUCUAGCACAAAAGGAAAAUAAGGAUAUCAAGACUUAUGAUUUCUUAAAAUCAAUUAUAGAACCAAUUAUACCAAGAGUUAUUAAAAUAAUAGAUAGACAAGCUGAUGAUUCAAAUUUACAAAAUGUUGACAAGAUUCCUAUUAACAAUCCAACUAAAACUUUUUCAAAUUCACUAAAUUUAGAAAAACCUCAACUUGAUCUUUCAAAACUAUUAAAAAAACUUUGGGAAGAUUCUUUACAAAAGGCAGAAAAUGAAUUUGUUUUCAAAAAUUCCAUUGAAGCACUUUUAAAUCUUUUGGGUGGGAAUAAAAAUUUGGUGACUUAUAAAACACGAAAUACCAUUGAUGGUUAUAUAACUGAAUGCCAUAUUUUUGGAGAGUUUGUUGGUGGAGGACGAGAUUCAGAUAAAGAUGUUUCUAGAGAAAAAGCAGCUUUUAGGACAAUAACUUUAGCAAGUGGGAAAAUUUAUAAAUCAGUUUGGUUACCAUGGAUGUAUCGUAGAAUUAGGGGUGGAUGGUAUAAGGCUGAAUUGAUAAAUUUCCUUAAAGAUAUAGCAAAUUUCCUGGAGAUGAAAAAAGAUGGUAAAGAUAUUACAGAAGUUGAUAUUAUGGCUUUAUUGAAUGAUUUUAGAAAUGGGAAAAUUAAAACUAAUGAUUUAUUAAAAUCGAAUAAUAUAUCAAAACUCACCAAAGAAUCAAUUAGUGGUAAUGAUACUGAAAAAUUUGAUUCAUCUAAAAUUGAAGACAUAAAUCUACGAAGAUUUUUUGAUUUUGAAUGGAAGGAUAUUAUGAAAAACUUGAGUUUUGAAUCAUCUGAAGGUAAACUUUAUGACAUGUUUAACUUCACAACUGUUUAUUUUAAGACCACAAAAACCGGAACGAAGAUAACAUCAGAAUGUUUUAUAAAUGAUAAAUUAAUGAGCACUGCCAGCGCUAACACCAUUGAUGAAGCUGAAAAUAAAGCAGGAAUGAGUGUAUUUAUUGAGUCUAAAGAAAAAAUAUUUCAUGAUAUUUGGUUUCCAAUGAGUAAAAAGGAAUUAAAGAUGUCAAAGACUGGGUUUGGCCAUACAGAUUUUUCUAAAAAGUAUCAAAAGUUUUUAAGAUUAUUUGAUAUCGAUGAAGAAGUUGUUGUUACGGAUAUACUAAAUUCAAUUUCAAAUGAUUCAAGUCAAAAGACCUCAUUAUCACAAAAGAAUUCAGAUCUCAAAUUGGAUGAAUAUUCAAAUUUAAGGAAUUUUUACAAAUAUGAAUUAACAAUUGCUAGAUCUGGGUUAGAUAAAACCAAUGCCAAAACAAAACUAAAUGAUUUAUUCAGAUUUGGAGGUGAAAAAAUAUCGAUUAAGUACUUGGUAAGUGUUGAACAAAAGGAGAAAGAUGUACUUGAAAUGAAAUGUUUUAUAAAUGAUCAUUUACUAGGUUUUGGAUUUGACCCAAAUGAAAAAAUAGCUGAACAAAGGGCUGCUCUAAAUACUUUACUUCAAAACAAAGAUAUACUUUUCAAAAAAGUUUGGCUACCAAUGGCAAGGAAACUUUUAUAUACACCUAUGAAUGACAAAGAGAAAGCUUCGUCUUUUGUUAAACAAUAUCAUGGGUUCUUAAAGAACUCGCAAAGUAUUUUGAUUGAGAAAAGGAUGAAUUAUAAAAAAGAAAAUCAUAGUUCAGAUGAAAAGAAGUCGAAAUGGAAAAGAUAA